AAAAUUACAAGGCACAUCUACGCAAGACCAGAGAAUGACCUCACACAACCCCCUUCUCUGAUGCAGGAUUGGAGAAGUACACAGUUGAACGACCAUCAGUUUGUUAAUGGCUCCUCCCUAGGGACUGUAAAGAUAUUUUUUAUUUUAAAGAACUCUUCUAAACGUUUCUAAGCCUGGCAUCACAAGUGCAAAAUAUCUGCUGCACUGAUAAUGUGUAUAUUAAGAAUGAAAACGGGGCUGUUCAUUGUUUUUGUGUGUGCAAGUUUGGUAACACUGGCAGAAAACAACACAACGGACGCAGUCAAGAACAACCAGCAUACUAUGAACCGACACACAUUUUUAAAUUACACACCCUCGGGGAAGAAUGGUGAAGAGCGGGUUCCUGAAUCAGGCCCCACUUUAAAUGAAACCAGCCCAUAUUUUGGGCAGCCUGGAAAUAGGAGUGAUCAUGAACAGAUGACCAACCAUACAUUUUUAAAUAAAACCCAAGGAGAUUUUUGGGAGAGGAUAAAUGGGAAGAACCAUGCAGAGCAUUAAUGAAGUGCUUCAAAGCCCUGAAGACAAAUUACGUAAAUGAUAAAGGACAUGGACUGGAAAACAGUCAACCCUGAUGAAUUGGGCUAUUUGAAGAUGACACACUUAAUUGUUUAUUGAACAAAUUGCAGUUUAUAUUGUAAUGUAAUCACAUGAAUACCAAAACUGCAACAGGACAUAUGUAAAAUACAUUUAUUUUAUUUGAUCAAUAUUCUGGAGCUCUUUUAACAAAUUUAAUUUUUUAAGAAAUAGUGGGUAAGUUGAUCAUUAGCAAUUCAGCUAUAUACAUAUUCAUAUAUAUGUAUGCAUUCAAGUCCACUCUAAAGAAAUAGUUGUACCAAGUAAAGUAUUCAUCAGAGUACAAAUACAGAGUACAUGUGUAUUUAUCUAACAAACACAUCUGAUUUAUAAUCUCUUAGUGAUAGGUUUUUACCUUAAGGCCUGAUGUUACAGUUGAAACUAUAACAAAACCACAAGUCAUCUUAAAAAUUCACAUUACAACAUCAUUUACUAUAGGCCUGCUCUACAUUCCAAUAUUUAUAAUAAUUGGUAAUUAAUUAAUGUAUUGUCCAAACUUAGAUUGCAUACAUGAAAUUCAAAAAGGAUUUGCAUCAGAAUUGUCAGUACAUGCAUGGUUAAGAUGGGAUAACCAGACCGAUCCAGCAGAUAUAUUUGAGGGAUUAUUUGAACAUGACCCUAAUCUAAUUUGACCUGGGACAGAGGAGACUAGUGAUUGCCUGCCCAGUACAUACAUUUAAGCAUAAAUUAGAACAUUAAAGAAGAUGUGCUGUUUUGUUCACGGUAAAAGCUAUUCAAUUUGAGGUUAAUAAAAGCAAUUAAUCUGAAAUCCAGUUUGUUACAGCUAUUUUGUUUUAUCAUAUAUUUGCCUGUGGCUACACAUUAAGAAAAUAAUUCUUGAAACACCUUAUUUACAUUUGAAGAGCUAAUUCUCUUCAAGAUAAAUAAUUAAUAGACAUUAGAUACAUUAAUAAAUAUGCUUGAUAAUGCAUAGUAGCAUGCAUUACCUAAUAUAAAAAUAGCUUUCUCGUUUUUUAUAUUUAUUUUAUUUCAGUGGUGUUGAAAUUUCAGUAUAUAUUAUAAUUGUGGAUUACUGGGAUUGUGACAAAUAAGCUAUGUGACCCUUUGUCUGGGCAUGUUGGUUGAAUCCUGCAAGAAUUGUAGCAAACACUGGACCACGACCUGCCCCUCAGGGCCUGUCCUGACAUUCAGGCACACACAGAGAAAGAGAAAGGAAAGAGAAGAAAGCAAGCAUGUGCUAAGAUAAAAAGGGGGGUCUUGGAGGAGGUAAUGACGCAUUCCCAGGCCCCAGCAUCGCCGCAUCUCUCAGCAGCAUGUAAUGAGCUUAACCACAUGGCCUUAGGGGUCAAUCGCUGGAUCGCACUCGACUUUGACAUCACAACACUAUGCACCUCUCUGUUUUUUUCAGUUUUAUUUUGAAAACCUUUUGAACCUUUUGUAACCUUGACCUUUUGGACAUUUACAUUUUUAUUUUUACUUGAGAAAGUGAAAAUUGAUAUUAAACGGGUCGGACAAGACUGUCAGCUCAAAUAUGGACCAUCAUUUACUCCAGCUAAAAAGUGGGGUGUAUAAGGGUUGGCGAGUUUGAGGGUGGGGUGUAACUUUUGGAUUCACCCUUGUUAACUUUGAAUAUACAAACCAAUGCCACUUUGCAACAACAAGGUUGUUGAUGAUGGAACAUCAGCACAUCCACUGCAAGAGGGAAAAACAAUGGUGGAUUCCCUCGUCAAGGUGGUGGCAUGUUAUCGGCACUUGGCCUCCUGUGUUGGCGGAUGCACUGACAGCUCCAGCCUGCGGUGCGACCUGCGGCAAACACGAGAGCGGGCCCAAGUACUAGCACUGUCCUGUCGGAACCACCUGACAGCUCGGCUAAGGGAUAAAACAUUACCAGAUGAUGAAAAGAAGGAAACAGAGCUGCUGUGGGUGGCAUUCUCUUCUUGCCUGGAGCUCUUACAUGCAGACAUGUGCAAGGUGUUCAGCAUGGUCAAGCACUUUUCCCUGGCCAGCAACAGUACCAUGGUACAAACAGGCAUACAGGGGGGGACAACAGAGAUGGUGGCACGGGCCUUGAGCCUGCCUGACCUGCAGGAGGCUAGUGAUGGCACCCAGACUUCCAGCAUGGAGGGUCAGGAGCAGAGUCAGCUGGAGCAGGAGAUUGCGCAGGUUGACCGCACUCUGGAAGACAUGGAGCUGAAGGUCAAUGUUCUGCGCUGGACAGUGGAAGCACAAGGACUUCAGUAUGCUGACCCCGUCAGCACUGAUAGCGCAUCACUGGCGCUGCUCUCCAUCGAUGAAGAGGCAGCUGAACGCUUUUGCGAUCGUAGCCAAAUUUUCAUGGCAAUGAUUCUGUGCGGUGUGGCAAUCUUUGCUGUGGCGCUAUCGGUGUGUGUGGUGUUCCUGGCAUGAAGUGUAAUCAAGUGCACCAUUUGUGAGGUGUAGGCUGACAGGUUAACUGGCAAUGCUGCUUUACCUGAGGUCCCUUCAGUUGUGACCGGCCAAACAUUAAAGUGAUAGUUCACCCAAAAAUUUUUAUUAUGUCAUCAUUUACUCCCCAUUAUGUCAUUCCUAACUUGUAUGUAUUUCUGUCCUCUUUGGAACACAAAAGAAGAUAUUUUGAAAAAUGCCUGUUUUUAGUUUUUCCCAUACAGUGAAUGUCAGUGUGGUCUAAUGUUGUCUUGGACCCCAUUGACUUUCAUUGUAUGGACAAAACCAGUUGAAACAUUCUUUAAAAAAAAACUGUGAAAGAAAGUAAUAUAGGGUUGGAGUGGCAUGUGGGUGAGUUAAUGAUGACAGAAUGUUCAUUUUUGGGUGAACAUUUCCUUUAAAAGUCUGCACGUAGAUUGUUAUUAAUUGAAAAGGGCUGUGUGUCUGUGUAUUUAUUUUCAAAAGUUUAACCAUUCCUUACUAUUGAUCUCAGUGGCGCCUGCAGUUUUACAUCAGGUCUUUUUACAAAUCUAAACUGUUGCCAUUUAAUUUUGAGUGUAUCCAUUUUUCACAAAAGAAAUGUGAAGUAUGUGCAAGCAGUUAAUCCAGUGUUAUCUGUGCUUCAAGAAGUAGAGGUUUGCCAUGUAAACAUUAGGGUUGAUAGUAAAUACUAUAUUCAGAGGGUCAUGUGGUUCAACAUGCCAUAAUUUGAACUGUAGAUCUCUAAUUUCUUUCCUGUUUAUAGCUAAUACCCUGUAAACACUGACACGACAUUUGAUCCUAACUGUUACUUUUCGCUGUUCAUUUUCCUAGCUGUAAAGUGCUCUCAAAACCGUUCCAUUAAUAGAGAAGCAUAGGGCUUUAAAAUGUUCCAUGUAUGUCUUUUAUUUAUUGUAUUAUUUAGUUGAAUUAUACCUAAUCCUUCUAAAAGGUAAUCAAACCUUGAGAACUUGAAUAAGAUGAUAUAUUUUAUAUGUUAAAUACACUUAGUUUAAAAUGUUCUUUUUCCAUUAACAUUUAUGUUGUGACCAUGACAGUCCUUUUAUAACAUUUGGUGCAUUACCAUUUCCCUGCUAUAUACAGAAUGUCACAGCCAGAAUGGGUUAUAUUAUAUAUCAUUUACUUUUUUCAAUUAUACUAUAUUAUAUUAAUCAAAUUUAUUUUCUUUAAUCAUUAAGGAAAUUAAGUCAAUCAAAUGUGUAGAAAAGACUAAUUAUGAAAUGUUAGGAUCGAUACUUUGUCACUAACUGUUAAGAAGUAAUUUUAAUGAAUAGAAUAUAGGAUAUGUUAGUCUUAAAGGUAAAAAAAAAAGACAAAUGUAAUAACCUCAAAAUGAAGGUCAAUAAAAAUUUCACAAGAACUCUGGAGACGAAUGUGGCAAGACCAUCAAGCAAUUACAGGACAUUAAACUACUGUACACUUAUAACAUCUCUAAAGGUCCGACGGGUCUAAUAAUUAGACGAUUGCUCAUUUGUGUUGCAAGCUCACUAUACAGUAUGAUCAUUGUCAAAGACACCACAGCACAGAAAAGAUAAGCCUUGCCUGGCAAAAUAACAUUGUAACUGAUCUUUGAAAUCAUAUGGGCAUGCCAGUCGGUCAGGAUUACAGCCAGUUGGUCAGCAAGAUCCCAAAACAUACUUCAGAGGAAUUAAAAAGCUUUCUGACAAAAGAAAAAGUAAAGGCCAACUCAGUCUAAUGACAUUAUCUUCACAGUAUUUGAACAUUUAUGGGAUUGUACAGGUGAUUUUCUUCUAAAAUAUUCCCAGUCAGAUACCGGGUGUUUAUAAAGCUGAUGUUAAUUCAAAGUGUGACCAUUUUACAGAAUCCAAGAUUUGAGGAAAAUGUUCAGUGUUGUGCUUUGGUUUUCCUUUUGUUUUCCUUCAUACAUUGUGACUCUUAAGUAACUCACAAACAUUACAUUUUGAAAAAUAAAAAAGGAGAUGUUUUAAAUAACCAGUA
Messenger RNA from Xyrauchen texanus (razorback sucker), 4956 nucleotides. Its product is annotated as regulator of G-protein signaling 9-binding protein B-like. The transcript is spliced from 8 exons. The record is from RefSeq and is a predicted model, not a curated record. NCBI's taxonomy places the organism in Eukaryota, Metazoa, Chordata, Actinopteri, Cypriniformes, Catostomidae. Gene Ontology annotation, cellular component: neuron projection. Gene Ontology annotation, biological process: G protein-coupled receptor signaling pathway. Bases 2215 to 2979 code for a protein of 254 amino acids.